AUGACGGAUGUUCUUUCAACACAAACUCAAUGGCCACGUAGUACUAUGCCAGGAAUCUCGCAACAACAACAACAAAAUUAUCAAAAGAAUACUCGUCGUACAUUACCAAAAUUUAAAAAUGAUAUUUCACCACGAACAACACCACGUAAAAUAACUUUAUUUCGUAAUGGUGAUCGUUACUUUGCUGGUAAACAAUAUGCUAUUAAACCACAAAAUUAUUCAAAUAUUGGACAAUUAUUACAAGAAUUAUCAACUGCUAUUGAUUUACCUUAUGGUGUAAGACGUUUAUUUACACCAAAUAAAGGCUCAGAAAUUACAGAUGUUAAUAUUAUUAAAGAUGGUGCUUCAUAUGUUUGUGCUUCAUUUGAACCAUUUCAAAAAAUAGAGUAUACAUCUAUUGGUCUACCACGUGUAACAUUCAACAUUGAACAACUUCGCCAACCAUUACAUGACUUUCAUCCUCCUCAGCGUCUUCAUGUACGUCAUUUACCAACUAUACCUAUAUCAAAAAUUGGUGCUGUUAAUGGUUCAACUGUAAAUUCAAAUAUAACAACAACAACAAAUCGUUAUCAAACAAAUACUCUUUUCUUACAAUCACUUGCUGCAACAACGAAUAAUACAAAUCAACAACAAAAAAAAUUAAUUCCUAAACAAAAUAAAUAUGGUUUUGAUUCUAUAAAUAAUAAGCCACGUCAAAUAACAAUUGUUAAACAAGGAAAUGAAAAACCACAUAAAACAAUAACAAUAUUACUUAAUCGACGAACAGUUCAAACAUAUGAUCAACUUUUAUCUGAUAUUUCAGAAUCAUUUGGUUAUCAAAAAAAUCGAACAGAUAAAAUCAAACGUUUAUUUAAUCUCAAAGGAAAACAAGUGAAUGGUAUCAAUGAUUUUUUUCGUGAUGAUGAUAUAUUUGUUGCAUCAGCAAAUAUAACAGAUUUGUCUCCAACUGAUUUACAAGAAAUAAAUAUUGAAAUGCUUAAUGAUACACAACAUUCAACAUCACGUAAUACAGUUGUUGGUCGAAAUCAAUUAAAACAAAAUUUACAAAUACCAUUUGAUAGUGAUACAUCAAAUACACAAACAGGAUCUAUUACUGUUGAUUUUAAAAAAAUGCUUAAUGUACGCGAUAGUGGCUUUUUAGAUGAUGAAGAUGGUUUUUCUGGUCGAGAUAGUGUAUUAACAACAUCACGUAAAACACCAUCUCGACCUACAAAUAAUAAUAAUAAUAAUAAACAAUAUGAAGUGGCUUCUGAAGAUGCACCAACACCUAAUGAUCUCAUUGCACGAAGAUUGAAAAAACCAACACUAAAACCAACAACCACACUCACUGUUGAACAACAACGAGAACGUGAACGACAACGUUUACGAGAAGAAGAUGAACGUCGAAAAAAAAUUCUAAUUCGAAAAGAUUAUCAACAAACAGCAACAAUUCAACCAGUACCUAAAUUUGAACCAUUAGCAGUUGAUAUUAAUAAUGAUGAAACUCGUACGAAUAAAUCAAAAACUCCAACAACAGGUACUGGUACAUUUUCUCCAAAUUUUCCUUUAACUGCUGGUACAAUAACAAAAGUAUUAAAUAAACCAUUAUCCAUAACACCAUUACCUCGUACAAAUAUGGCAAAUAAUCAUGAUGAAAAUGAUCCAACAACUAAUAAUGAUCCAACAACAGCAAUUGCAGCAGCUUCAACAUCAUUACCAGCACCAGUAGUGAAAAAAUUUAUUAUUAAAAAACGUGCAACAAUUCUACAUAAUUCUUCGUCUGUUAUUACUGAUAAGUAUGAACUUGGUAAAAAAAUGGGUGAUGGAAAUUUUGCGGUUGUACAUCGUUCAAAAUUGCGUGGUACUGAUCGUGAAUAUGCAAUUAAAAUAAUUGAUAAAUCAAAGAUGAAAGGAAAAGAAUAUAUGCUUGAUCAUGAGAUAAAUAUAAUGUAUAUGUGUAAUCAUCCAAAUCUAAUACGUUUAUUUGAAGAUUAUGAAACUCCUGAUGAAAUUUAUCUUGUAAUGGAAUUAAUUAAAGGUGGAGAUUUAUUUGAUUAUAUAACAAAACAUCGUCGCUUUGAUGAACCAACAUCUUCAUUGAUGGUUAAAGAUGUUGCUGAAGCACUCUUAUAUUUACAUGCAAAAAAAAUUGUUCAUAGAGAUUUAAAACCAGAAAAUUUAUUAGUUAUGCAAAGAAAAGAUGGACGUAUUACAAUAAAAUUAACAGAUUUUGGUUUAGCAAUGCAAGUAUCUGGACCAAUAAAAACAGUCUGUGGAACACCUACCUAUGUUGCGCCGGAAAUUCUUGCUGAAACUGACUGUUGGGCGACAGGAAUUAUUUUAUAUAUUCUUCUUUGUGGUUAUCCGCCAUUUAAAACAGCAGAUCGUAAUCAAGAAGCAUUAUUUCAAUUAAUUCAACGUGGAAAAUUCAUUUACGAUCCUGAAUAUUGGAGUUCCAUAUCAGCUAAUGCAAAAAAUUUAAUCGAUCAUUUAUUAGUUGUUGAUCGACAUAAACGAAUGCGUGCUGAUGAAAUUCUCCUUCAUCCAUGGAUAUUAAGUAUUGGUCAAUCAAAAUCGAUGCGUAGUACGGAAGAAAUAAAAGCUGCGUUACGUUUAAAGUAUGACACUAAAGUCAAGGAAUAUGCUGCUGAAAAUAAUGGACCUUAA
This is a messenger RNA of Rotaria sp. Silwood2, 2646 nucleotides long. The record is from the annotation of a GenBank genome assembly. Lineage: Eukaryota; Metazoa; Rotifera; Eurotatoria; Philodinida; Philodinidae.